UAUACGUCUUUUUCCGAUCAUAACAAUAUUCUGAUGAUGAUUAAAUUUUUGAUUACUGUGUCUAUACUUCUUGGUUAUGUGUAUGCAAAUAUGGCACCUAGUUAUCCUGAACCAGGGACUGUUUGGAAGGAAGGUCAUAACUACGAAAUAACCUGGUUUAACGAUAAGCAAGAGCCGUCUAUUGAUAAGGCUUGGAGGAAGUUUAAGAUAGAGUUCAUGACAGGUGAUAACUACGAUCAAAAAUUAUUGAAGGUUGUGGCUAGAGAUCUUGAUGGCACCCAAUUAAAGUCCUACAAUUGGACUGCACCUCAAGUAACUCCCCAUUCUGCUGUUUAUUUCUUCAAGUUUACCAACGAUAAAGGGCAAAGUGCUUGGACUACUCGAUUUGGUAUUGUAGGUGCAGAUGGUAGUCUUGAAAAACCAGAACAUAUUACUCAACCUGGGGGAGCGAAAAUUCCUUGGGGCGUUGGUAAAUUGGCAGGCAAGAAUGCUCAAGCAGUCAAAUCUUACCCUAUGACUCCUGCUAUGGCUACAGCUGCUGCUGAUAAUGCUAAUAUGGAGAUUGCAGUAUCUAAUAAUGCUUUCCCCAGUCUCCCAUCUAUGAUUACGAUAACAUCCCUAUUAUUAGCAGGCUUAAUAUUCCUUGCUUAGAGAUUUUCAAAAGUAUAUCAAAAAGCACCAAUUAGAAAGCCAUACUCCUAUUAUCAACCU
Messenger RNA from Mycotypha africana, 711 nucleotides. RefSeq lists its product as uncharacterized. The transcript has 6 exons. The coding region runs from base 34 to 651 and encodes 205 amino acids. NCBI's taxonomy places the organism in Eukaryota, Fungi, Mucoromycota, Mucoromycetes, Mucorales, Mycotyphaceae. The record is from RefSeq and is a predicted model, not a curated record.